UGUUACCAGUGGUACGAAAAGGAAGUUGCCUUGACCAGAAAUUCUUCCGAUUUGAACUGUCCAUCGUUUUAUAACCUGGCCUUGCUGGACGGUCGAUUUAUCCACGAAUCAGCCACAGAAACAAGUCAGCGAGUGUGUUUUGUCAAUGUCUUGCCAAAGACGGGACCAGCCAUUCGAUGCUGUUACGGAAAGGGCCUUGGCGCUAGUCUAAUUACGUCUUUGCCACUGGCCGGAAGUGCCUUGGAUAAAAAUCCGCUAUAUUUUUCAACUAAUGAUUCGACGUAUGGAUACCAAAAAUGCUGUAUUGAGUCGGACAGAUGUGGAGCAUAUUACAAGCUAUUUCCCGUCAAAUCUUCAAAAUUUUAUAAACCACCACAUUGGGGUAGGUAGUACUGACUCUUGUGUUGGGAUGACUCCUUAUAUAAUAAUAAACAUUGUUAUAUAGCUAGGGUAAAUACCAAACCUGGUUGGUUGAUUUGUGGUCACAUGACUUUAAAUAAAUGCAAUGUAUCCCGCCUGGUAACAAGUGAAAAAUUGUUGCCCGCCCCGAAGGCUAUAUAAAGUGCAUAAAUAGACAAAAUCGCGGCACAACUCGCAAGUUUAUAAGCCACGAUUUUCCAAGUUUGUGUUAAUAUGAACAAUGUAAAAGAAAAGAAAAAUGCACACAAGAUAUGCUACUGAAACCGUUUAAGUAUAGGUUCUUUUAAUUUUACACUUGUUUACAAAACAGAAUUUUUCUCAAGAGUUGUUGUAUAUGAAUCAUGAAUGGUUGAUUCUUGUUUCGUCGCUAUAUAACAAAAGACUUAAUGUCUGUUCCCUCGGGAAAUGGUUAUAAUUUUGACUGAGAAUUUCGGGUCUUUCGGAAAAGAACUAACUACGUCCCCUGGCAGCAGACAUUAAGUGUGUAUAGUAGUAUUAAUUUAAAUUUAAACAAAAUUACGCACCAUAAUUGCUAUAAUGGAAAUUAAAAUAAUUGAAGCAAGUUCAUAUCCGUUUUCUUGUAGCUUGGGGAUUUGGAGACCCUCAUUACGACAAUAUGGACAGAAUGAAUUACACGUUUAAUGGUUGUGGUAAAUACAUGUUUUUGGAUACCGAAAAUUCUGCCAUUCAAAUUCAAGUAAAGUUUACGCAAGCCACUGGCGCUGGCCUUGGCACGGUGAUAUCAGCUAUAAUACUCAAAAUUGCUGAUGUUAGUCCAAUCCAAAUUAAUUUAAAGUUGGGAGGUAUGUAUCGAGAUUUGCUCCGGCCAGGUUACUAUGAUACGAUUUCAAUAAUUAAUAGCUACGUAAAUGUAAAACAAAAUGAAAACCUUUUCCGUACGCGAGUUGGGAAAGAUGUUAAGGACCGGUCAUUACUCAUUAGUUAUUGCAGGGGGUGACCCUGAAGAGAAAACGGUUGGCCGUAAACAACAUUUUGAGUAAGGAAAUGGCUGGGUAAAUGAAAAACAAUUCAUGGGUUGGGUAAUGAAACUUUAUUGUCAUUUCCAAAGCAAUACUCACUCAAAUAUUGAAAGCUUAAAAGCAAUGUCAACAGUCAUAUGUCAGUAUAUAUUAUAAUAUAUAAAUAAAUCAGAGUCCUACUAGACAUUUUCCGAUUUGUCAUGAGGCAAAUAAUGUCUUUAAAGAGAGUAGAUGUGCAGACAGCAAUCCUUUUGUAACGUUUUUGGCCUGGGGUCGGUUUUUAUUUUUUAUUGAUAUUUAAAGUUGGGUAAAAAAAUAUUUUGACUUUUUAAAGGUAGGGUACAGUCCGUAUGUAAACAAAGCCUUUGUUUACAUCUCGGUAUUCAAAAUGUUGAACUUUAUUAGACAACCAUUUAUAUUUUCAUGCUUCUACAGUAUAAUAAAUGAUCAAGAUACAACAAUCGGGGUUUGCGAGAACCUAAAAUAAAAUAAAAACCUAAUUAAAGUGUUUCUAUCACGGCAGGAGAUUUAUAUGUGCGCAUGCGCAGACCGGAUUGUACCCUAUCUUUAAGGGUUAGCUAGAUUUUUACCAAGUAAAACAUUUCUCUUCGGUGGCAGCCCCAGCCGCAAAUAAUAACCUGUCCCUUAUUUGCAUGAUUUUAUAUUUAUACAAUAUUUUUAAAUGCCAUUUUAUUUUGUUCUUUCUUUCAAAGGAGGGAUGCUCUUUCUUGUCAACAAGGUUGAAUUUGCUGGCGCAAGUAGUUUUGGAACGUCUCCAACGUUAAUAGAAGACAGGGUUUCGGUUAUCAAGCCUCAAGAUAACCUGCUAAGAAUAACCUCAGGUGGAACAGGAAUUACAGUCAGGGACGAGAAAAAUCAUCUCAUUGUCACCAUUGUUUUAGACGACGCAUUAUUCGGUAAAACCAAAGGGUUGAUGGGCAACUGGAGUGGAAACACGAAUGAUGAUUGGUUACUUCCAAAUGGAACAAUUUUGCCUCCACCACUUACCGACGAACAAAUUCAUUUUGACUUUGGAGAAAAAUGUAAGUCCCUUUCCUAAAAUAACUUAAUUUGAAUAUACGAGGAUUUUCCAGGUGAAAUAAGCCAAUAUUUCAAAACACCUGGAUAUGCAGUUCGCAACCAUUAUCACGAGAUUCAAUAAGUAGAUCAGGAUCAUGUUUCGAGGUUCAUCAACUUCGAAACUAAUUAAUAAUUUUGCUUUGAAUUAAUACUGAGCGUAUUAGUGGAACUAACAGGAACAUUUCUAACAAAAAAUCUAUGGCUUACUGAUAUGAAACCGAGAUCUUUCUGUAUUGAGCUGAUAUGGUAUUGUAUGCUUGUAAGAAUUACUGCAAAGCUUUGAGUCCGUAUAAGCCUAGACUUGCUCCAAGUCUCUCUUUCAUUGUCAUAUAGUAUCGAUCCACUAUAGUGUACAUUACGUGACGUAGCACGGAGAAGCGGAGCGAGAAAGAGAGACUUGUCAACUUCGGAAAAUCUCAAGACUUGCUUGAAUUGUUUUCUGUCAGUAUUUAUGUGUAUUGAUCUAGUACAGUGUAACCGAGAUUUUCCGACGUUGACAAGUCUCUCUUUCUCACUGCGCUCCUCUGUACUACGUCGUGUAAUGUACACUAUGGUGGAUCGAUACUAUAUGACAAUCAAGGGAGUCUUGGAGCAAGUCUAGUAUAAGCCCGGAUCUUCAUCAGUGCUAACAAUAUGUGACUGUUCAAUUCACACGCUCUUUUUAUAUACAAAAGUGUCGUGGUCUGUUGGCUCUUCUCAUUAGAAAUUUAAUUAAACGGUAGGCUACAUCACCCACGUCAUUUCAAACGUAGUGAAGUGUUUCUAAUUAACGCGUGCGCAUCGAAGACAAGAGAAAUUAAUUUUGCACAUUAAAAAGAGCACGCCACGUAUAUCUUCACGUACUAUCUAGUGGCUUUCCCUCCUGAUCUAUAGUAUUGUGCUUCUCGAUUUCAAUUGACAUUGAAAAACAUUGUCACGCGAGGGCAAAGUAUAUAUACAUGCAGAGUCCGGAAUAUUUGCAAAAUUCCAAUUGAGUACAAACUUAUCAUAUCUCUUGGUGAGUGAGACCACUUUCAGCACUUUUUUAAUGGAAUAUUAAGAGAGUACUGGAUGGUAUUUAUUGAAAAUGACUUGGUAUUUAGGCGAUAAAAUAUGAAAAUAUAAAAUGUAAAAUUUACCUUGUAAAACAAAACCUUAUUAAAAAUGUUUUUAACCUUCGCAGUUACGGACACCUUUAAUGUGUUUUAUGUUUAUUCUUUUACGUUCUGAAUAUUUUGAAAGAUUUUUAGACAUUUUUGUUUGAAACUCGGUUCUCGUCGCAACUUCGUAGGCAAUAGAAAUUCCGGAUAGGACAAUCCUGCCUCGCCAGCAGCCAAUCAAAUUGGGCGAUUUACCAAAACAAAUGCUUUCCAUAUAGCAAGUUUAGAUAUUGUAUAAUUUUGAUUUAUGCGCCAGAAUCAUCAUCAGUGCUUAUCCCAUUUCGUUUGUUUCUAUAUGACAGCUUAGUAAUAAUAUGCGUUUCUUUUUCUCAGGGAAUUUAAGUGCGAGUGAUGACCUGUUUGUAAAUACGUCUGCGGAUGUAGGAUUUUUUUGCGAUGUCAACUACAUGCCGAUAUUUGUGAACAACUUCACUUUUCCGAAUGCGUCGUUUGAAGCCUCCGCAAGAGAAAUAUGUGGAGGGAAUACAGAAUGUUUAUUUGAUAUUGCUGCUACCCUUAGUGAGGAGUUUGGUCAAGCAACGUUGAACAAUUCUGCUGCUAUCAAAAGUGAUAACGAAGUAAUAGGUAAGAAGUUAAUGCCUGAAGGUGAUUGUUGUUUUACUAAAUAAAAUGCAUCUAUAGUUUUGAGAAGAUGUGCGCGCAAGAAAAAUAGAAAGGAAAGAGUGCAAUAAACAAGCCCUUACCACUACUUCUACACUGUAUAAAUAGACACACUAUCUCACACAAUCGAAUUUGUUCCCUUGACUGAGUUGUAAGUUGCGCACAUAUAUGAGUACGGGAAAAAAAGAUAGAGGCGAGGGGGGGGGGGGGGGGGCGAAUAAUUUGUCCAAUAGUGCUGAAGUUAUCCGACCAAUACUUUUUUCGUCCUGAAUUGCCCAAAAUUUGCCCGAUUUUUUAGUACAAUCUACUCAAAUGAAUACUUUGUUGUAAAACCAUUCAACGUGAGCACAAAGGAAAAAUACGACUGCACAAAAAACCAUGAUGAGACAUGUUAUAGAUUAUAGAGCACAAUUGUUAUUCAAUGCACCACACGUAGUGUUGGGUAAAUUUUUAGUCGAAACUUCUUUCAGACGUUGCUAUCGACAAACGUUCAAACGUGUUGCGGUCGUUCAUACAUUCAAAAUACUCGAAAAUAUGCGCAUUCUGAAUUAUAUUGAUUGUUUAAAUCAACUGAAUUUGGUUUUAGAAAAUCUUCCUCCCGAAUUUGAUGUCGAAGAAGCUGUGUUUAACUUGACAUUGGGUUCACUAUUCGAAUACACUCUCUCAGCAACUGAUGCGAAUGGAGAUACACUAAGUAUCAGGGCUGCAGGUCUUCCUGCAGGUGCGAACACUGCGUCAAGUGGAAACAGUUUAACAUUUUCCUGGCAGCCAGAUAAUGCCAAUUCGGUAUGUACUAAUUUUAAGGGACCGGUCGCGAAACUCGUACUGCAGAUCUGUCGUAGAAAAUUUUGUAUACGAUUAAAUUAAUAUCGGUUGCCAAUGGGGUUUUAACAUAUUAAUUCUUCAAUUGUUUAGUUUAAAGUAAGCUUCAUUGUGACCGACUCAAAGAACGCAUCCACGUCAUUAGUACCUACCAUUAAUAUGUGCGCAUGCCAAAAUGGUGGCACUUGCUUCAUAGCUGAAAGUACGGGAAUAAACGCUUUAACAGUUCAAGGAUAUAACAUCCUUGAAUGUCGGUGUGCCAUUGGCUACGAGGGAAACGUUUGUCAAGAUGUAAAGAACUUCUGUGUAACUCAGUCUGGUUCACCUUGUCAUCCGCAAGUGAACUGCACCAACUCUCCAACUGGGUAUAUUUGUGGACCAUGCCCUACUGGUUUUGGUGGAGAUGGACAGAAUUGUUCAGGUCUGUAGAAAUGAGGGUGUUACAUUAUCAUCAUAAUCAUGCUCGAUAGCUUACUCUAUACAAUUUAUGAUCAGUCGAAAUAGGUUUUGGACAUAACGAGAUACUAUAAUUCUGCUUCUUAGUAAUACUUCAAGUGCACGGUUGAACGACUCAACCACGUGAUGUCAUUAGUUUGAUAAUUGUUUCAUUGUGUAAAAAAUUGUAUUGUCUUUAUCAUACAAAAGUUUGCAUGCUAUACAUGAACAAAAAGGUAGAACAAGGAUUUCUAGAUUGAUUAUGUUCUAUUGUUUAGCCGCAUUGUAAUCUGCCAGUGUAUUCAUGGAUUAUAAUUUUUGUCUUUCAGAUAUAAACGAAUGUGAGAAAAAUACACACAACUGUCAAAUGCUGUGCGUGAACAAUGCCGGUUCCUUUGAAUGUCAAUGCAAUUCUGGGUACCAACUUAAUCCUGAUAAGAGAAAUUGCGAUGGUUAGUAGAAGAUAAUUCUGCAUAUCACAGAAACCUUGUCAAUUCUCGUGAAUUUUUAAAAUUUUGAGAAUAAUUUGUCGUAUAAUUAAUUUUUCAGACAUUGACGAAUGCGUUACUGGCCAUGAAUGCUUACACACCUGUACUAACACCGUUGGCUCAUACACGUGUUCGUGUCUAGAAAAUUUUGAAGUGGAUUCAACGGAUUCCCGAAACUGCAUACGUGAGUACCUAUAACUGAAGACUUUGCAGAAGUUACCUUGAUACAGCAUUAAUUAUACAAAUUAGUGAUUGUCGGUUUUGUUAUUAGUUGACUUAGUUCUAAAGUCAACUGGCAAAUUAAUAACCAAAUUAGUCCAACGAUUGCAUGCAGCUGGCUUAAGUUAAAUUAUUAUAGUUACUAAAUAAUGGUGGUUUAUAAUUGGUUCCUAAUUUUCGCGAUUUUUAUUAUAGUUAGUUAUCACUUAGGUAUUUGGCUAGCAGGUUAUCACUCAGUCAUGUGCAUUGAGCUAAAACAUAAAAGCACAAACAUUUUUUCCAGCUAAAACUCCAUGCACUGGAAGCAACGACUGUCAACAGGUAUGCUAUGUUGACGAAAGCACGCAAGCAAAAGCGGAAGUUUGUUCUUGCAACAGGGGAUACAGACUUCAUGAAGACGGCAGGCGAUGCACAGGUAAGUUAGAGUGAGAUUAAUGUGCCAACUGCAACUAGAUUUAUGGCAAAAUAUAUAGGACAUCGUCUGCAUAGUCUAUGUGAAGGUGUUUUAGAGCAAGAGAGCUUUGUCUAAUGCCUGCCGUAUAAUAUAAGUUUAUAUCAUAGAGGAAAUAUAUAUCCUUUCUGUUCUUCUACUUUAUUUGCAUUAUUGGUACAUUCUAUCGGUCAUUCCACCGCUACGGAGAUUACAUCCAUACAGAGACCUUUUACGACGUUUUUUUUUUCUGUUCUUCUUCUUGUUAAAGUAAUUAUAAUAUUCUCUUGCUUUAUUAGCCACAUUAAUUGUACCUAACUGGAUUACAUAUUCAAUGCUGGUUUUCCAGAGACUAUAGGACAAAUUGGUGACGAUAUGACACUGAUGGUAGAGAAAUAGGAAACGAAACUAUGCAUGAUCCUUCAGUGUCUAAAUCGAGCUACAUUUAGUUUAUCGAGACGGAAUUACACGUCUAGAGAAAAUAUUUUGCCCAGAUAUAUCUAAUAAAGACAAGUUUGGUUCAUUUAAACUGACCACUCGAUCGUAAAGCGUCAUCUACUGCUUUCUUCUCUCUCUAUUUUCUGUGAGAACGUUAUGAAAUUCACCAUCACUUAAUAGUAAAUGUUACUUUUAGAUAUUGAUGAAUGCGCCGAUUCCACACAUCGAUGUUCUCAAACGUGCACCAAUACUCAAGGGAGUUACACUUGUUCAUGCGUUAAUGGAUACACUUUGCAAAGUGAUACAAUCAGCUGUGAAGGUAAUGGCUCGUUAUUGUAUAUUAUAUAGGAAAAAACACGCAUGAAUAUUAUAGUAAUAAUAAUAUCUAUACUGUUCACUAAUCCGAUUCCCUUUUUACAGAUAACAACGAGUGUAUUGAUAACCCAGGAUCAUGUGAUUCCAAUGUUGGCGAAAAGUGCUAUAAUCUUCCUGGAAUAUUCAAAUGUGACUGUAAUGAUAAUCAAGGACUGGUUCGAAUAAAUGGUACAUGCCAAGGUACAGUUCCUCAAAGAUUAUUACAUCAUGACUGCAUGCACAGUUUUCGAUCAACAUGACUGUUGUAUUUCAAUUAUAACUAUUUUCUAAAUGCAAGUAAAUACGAUAAAGAUGCUACAUUCAGAUGCUAUAUUGUAAUACUGUGCCAUACAUAUAUGCAUGCUAAUUUUGUUAACGUUUUCGUAUUAAUGCACCACUUUGACGUACCAAAAAAGAAAACGUCUUGUGGAAUAACACAACUUAUUUUUAGUUCCAUAAUUUAAUUAAAUAGUCACAUAUUCGUGACUCCUUCAAUUCUGUGAUUUUAGAUAACUGUGCAGAAACAGUUCAUUAUAUGCUUUAAUGUUUUGCUCUUUUGUCCCAGAGUUAGUUUCUAGGUAAUCUUGCAAACUAUAUGUUCUCUUGUUAUCGUUUGCAUUAAUAGAACACCCUUUUGUGAGCACUAUAUCAACUAUAUUUUAAUGUUCUUCCUGUUUGCUUUCCAGUCCCAACGAAUUCUACGGCCCAAGUAGUUGAACCUGCGCCCACACCUCCUGACGCCACUCAGGCUCAAAUUAGUAAUGCUGUUCAAUUUCGUGUUUAUGGUUUCCAGUCCAGUCAAGUAAGGUUCUAUUACAUUAUUUAAUCGCUAGAUCGGUUUAAAGGCUACUUUAAUUUUCACUAGCACCAGAAGCGUGAAAAUAUCAAUAACGCAAGCACAGAACAAAAAGAUUCCUAGUUUAAUUAAAUUUGGUUUUGCUCAUUGGAUGUUUAGGCGGGCGUUUAUUUUGAAUGCUUAACUGAUUUUUUCUUUGUUUGGUCUUAAUAUUUCCUAAUUCUUGUUUUACGAUUGAUACGUAAAUGUCAAAUAGCUAAGAACCCUUAGCUGUCCGUACAUUUCCAAACGAGUAUGACCAGUAACAUCUAUAACAUCUGAGAACACGUUCCCUCAAUGAAUAUUCUCGGUUUUUAACAUACCAUUUGCGCAUACUGACUAUACUUUUGUAAUUUUUCAUAAUUUUAGUACGUGAAGCAAACACACUCUACAUUCAAACAAGCUCUAGCAAGCGCCCUUACACGCUAUUGUAAUGCGAAUGAAGAAAGAAGAACCGAGUGUGGAUUGUCUGGGUAAGAUACCAUGAUCUAAUUAGCACAAUGUCUUUCUAGUGCGAGGACAAUGUUUGUACUCUGACGAGCCAAAUCUAAAAAUGCGAUCUAAAAUAUGCUCAUUUCUGCAUUAUGUUUAUUUUUCAAACACAGGAGGGGAUUUACCUUCACAGAAUUAAAUAUACAUCGUAUACCCAACCAUCCUCAGGAUGAUGGAAAUGAUGCCCUGGUUUCUUUCUAUGCCCUUUAUCCAAACGGAACCCAAAAUAGCGACGGUGUUCCUGUACCUCUAGGUGCUUUAUUUAAUGCUUGGUCAGAACAACUGAGUACGAUAAAAAAAGACACCAAUCUGGACUUAAUGGUUACCACUGAAGCGGAGACGGGCUCAAAUACGAAGUCAGAUGAUCUUGAUUGGCCUUUAGUUCUUGGUGUUAGUAUUGCUGGUAUCCUUCUACUAGUCCUGGGUGUUUGCGUUCUUGUUCUGUAAGUAUUGGUUUUAAUACAUACAUUGAAUAGUAAUUAUAUCAAUCAUCUUUUUCCCAACAAGAAGAAUCACAUUUGUGUCGUCAGAAAGAAGAACUCUAUAUUCUUGGAGUCGUAAAACCUGGCACCACAUUAAAUUUUGUAGUUAGUUUUCUAGUCUUAAAUACUCGUAAUUCAAACUCUGAUUCUCUAAACAAGAUAUUUACCUGUCUAUUUUCAGGGCAUGCGCGAAGCGAAACACUGGAGGCUUCCCACCUCAACAUGACUUCUAUGAGCGAAGCAGAUGGUCAUUUGGAGAGCAACCUUCGCAAUAUUCGAUCACUGGAGAAAGCCAUCCAGGAUUUGACGAAGACGGAUUACCUGUGGAAGUUGGGACCAACUAUGGUAGCGGAACGUAUGGAGUGCAGGAGAGGCAGGGUAGUGCGUAUUAUAACUAAUAGGCAUAUCCAAUACGAGAUCGCGAUUAAUGACCCAAUGAAUCAUUUGACCUCCGAAAUACAGGAUGGAGAUAAAACCAAUAUACAGUGAGAAAAGAAAGCUAGUGAAAACGCUUAUAGACAGGUUAUCGCCGCAUAUUCCAUUUCGCUUUCUAUCUUUGUGGACUAAACAAAAAUUUGUACUCAAUUAGUCAUGCUGACAAAGAAAGUUCUACGUACUGGAAAACGAUUUAACAAUUAGCCCAGGCUAAUCCAUUCUGAACUCUUCUGCAUUAUACAAUAUUCCACUCCAGUAUGGUUGGAGGUCAAAACUAUUUCAUCAAAAGAUUUGAUACAAAAGAGUAUCGACAAAAUGGACACGACAAAAACGCAUCACAAUAUAUAGUAAGAGAAAGAGAAAUAGGCAAUGUUCUUAGAAUUAACGUACUGUUAAAUGGACACGGAAAUAUUGACACUUCAUUGCAGGAAUAUAAUACUUUAUUAGAUGUCAAAAUAACAAAGAAAUCUCAAGAAUUUUAGACUUUUAAUGCUUGGCUUUAUGUAGACACACCGGCAAAAAACCAAAACAUUAAAAUUUGUAAAUUUACAAUUUUUAGGAUUCCAAGAGAAUUGUCUUUCAAAUCAUAUCGGUUGUCACAUAUUUCAGUACAUUUUUUCGUUUUAAAAAUUCGAAUUUAAUUGCCUUGAAUUGCGUCGCUACGAAACCCAAGCACAAAGUCUAUGCAAUGAAAGUGAAAGGAACCAGUUUGCAAUGUUAGAAAAUUUAUAUAAAAAUAGCUUAGAUUAGUUUAUAGGUAUAUAUUAGUUUAGGUUAUGUUAAUUCCCGGGAAUAUGUAACAAUCAAAUGUAUGUAAUAUAUAUGUUCACAGUUGCCAGGCGGGCUGGAGAUUAUUAAGAGAAUUCAAUGGAAAUAUAUAUACAAUGUUAGCGAUUUUAAGCCUAGUCCUGGUAAUUUGAACAAUAUUCACAAAUCGGUACAUUAGCACCAAUUCCGGUUCAAAUGGCAAUGGUGAACGUACCCCAAUCUGUUUUGGGUAGGGGGUAAACAAUGUUAUUUUCUGUAGUCAUUAAAUAAGUAAAUUUGUUUUAGUAUAUUAAUAUAUAUUAUAUUUAGGCACAAAUAUA
Paramuricea clavata is the source of this 10758-nucleotide messenger RNA. NCBI's taxonomy places the organism in Eukaryota, Metazoa, Cnidaria, Anthozoa, Malacalcyonacea, Plexauridae. The record is from the annotation of a GenBank genome assembly.